Messenger RNA from Oldenlandia corymbosa var. corymbosa, 1515 nucleotides. Lineage: Eukaryota; Viridiplantae; Streptophyta; Magnoliopsida; Gentianales; Rubiaceae. The record is from the annotation of a GenBank genome assembly.
AUAAGCAACAAAUAGCAGGUUUCAGUGGCUUAUGGGCUACAAAUUAGCAUUGAGAAGCCCAACAAAACGAAGUGGAAUAUAGCGGGCCAUAACACAGGCCGCUUUCCGUCCCUCUAAAACCCUAAAACACAUCUGCUCUCCGAUUUCGGUAACCCUCUUCCAUCUCUGCGGAGCUCUCAAUCUGAAUUUGCGCUUAUCAGCUCUAUCAACCGGCCGGUGGUCAAGCAAUGGCGUCCGGCGGUCCAACUGUGUUGCAAUUCCCCCAAGCUUCGACAAAUCUAACGGCAAAGAUUCAUCCGUUAGUCAUCUUCAACAUAUGCGACUGCUUUGUGAGGCGACCUGACCAAGCCGAGCGCGUCAUUGGAACUCUCCUCGGCUCUGUCUUGCCCGACGGCACCGUUGAUAUCCGCAACUGCUAUGCCGUUCCUCAUAACGAGUCCUCAGAUCAGGUGGCACUGGAUAUUGAUUACCAUCACAACAUGCUGUCGUCCCAGCAGAAGGUGAACCCAAGGGAAGCUAUUGUCGGAUGGUUUUCUACUGGAUCCGGGGUCACAGGCGGUAGUGCGUUAAUCCAUGACUUCUACUCUAGAGAAGUUCCAAAUCCUGUUCAUUUGACUGUCGAUACAGGCUUCAAAGACGAAGGGCGCACCAUCAAAGCUUUUGUCUCUGUUAAUUUGUCCCUUGGAGAUCAGCAACUUGCUGCCCAAUUUCAAGAAAUCCCAUUGGACUUGCGCAUGGUGGAAGCAGAGCGGGUUGGAUUUGAUAUCCUUAAGACCACAACGGUUGACAGGCUGCCUGGUGAUCUGGAAGGGAUGGAAGCUACCAUGGAAAGGUUGCUUGCUUUAAUUGACGACGUUUACAAAUAUGUGGACAAUGUCGUGGAAGGGCGUGUUGCCCCUGAUAACAACAUUGGUAGAUUUAUAUCAGAUACUGUAGCAUCCUUACCCAAGUUUUCACCUCAAGCUUUUAAUAAGCUUGUAAAUGAUAGUUUCCAGGACCAUUCUCUUGUACUUUAUCUGUCAAGCAUCGCAAGAACGCAACUCAGCUUGGCGCAAACUCUGAAUACGGCUGCUCAGUUAUUGUAAUUGUAAUGUUAAAGUUUCCAAGUUGCCCAGAACCGUUGAUCAUUCAUAUACGUUUAGUGUAUGACCAGCUUUUGAAGAAUUUGGUCAUUCUUUUUGAAGAUGAUGUAAUAUUAACGUAGUCACUUUAUGAUGAUGACCUAUGCCAUCUGUUGCGGCGACCAAUUUCUGUUUUUUCUCUAGUUUCCUGUCUUUUUCCAAUUUUGUUUGACAAAUGCCUCCAUCUUAGAAAUAUAGCUAGUGAUUGAAACAUUUUACUUUGUUGUCCCAUCUGAACUUAAUGCAAGUAAAGCUAUUUCCAAAUUGAGUUGCUGAAUAUGGUAUGGUAAAUCAACCCAUGGAGGUCUUGUCCUGGAUAGACUGCAACUGUGCUAAUAAUAUGUUAGAUAUUGCAUACUAUUUUUAUCUCAACAAAAAUCUCCUUGCAAUAGCA